Messenger RNA from Lampris incognitus (smalleye Pacific opah), 1347 nucleotides. It is a transcript of the gene mss51, whose product is annotated as putative protein MSS51 homolog, mitochondrial. The record is from RefSeq and is a predicted model, not a curated record. The coding region runs from base 72 to 1289 and encodes 405 amino acids. The transcript is spliced from 6 exons. NCBI's taxonomy places the organism in Eukaryota, Metazoa, Chordata, Actinopteri, Lampriformes, Lampridae.
ACUAGAGUGAAGAAUAGGCUGUGCCAAGCUCUAAAAUGUGGGCGAAGAGUGAAAAGCUGUAAAGGAGCAACAUGGCAGGACAGAUCCCAGCGCUCCCACAGUCCUUUGCUCCGGGGCCCAACAGCGUCUUCUCUGACCAGGCUGGGUUCUACUGUCUGGACUCCAACGUACCCGGGCUCUCCAAGGUUAUCCUCAACAAGCUCAAAAUGAAGGACUACGGCGAAUACAGGGUGGCCAUGGAGGGAAAGACUAAAGGCAUCUCCUUUCGCAACUACAAGGAAAUGUUCCAGCGGAUGGAGGAGACCUUCAAGUUCUGCACCGCCUGCAACAAACUGGCCGAGAACCUCCCCGACGGAGAGACGCUCAAACGCUGCAUCAAUAUCAAAAUGCUUCACAAGGUUUUAAAUCAUCUCCUCUCAUUUCUCCACACAGGAGACCUCCCCUUCCCCACACAGGACUGGUCCAAGCCCGCCGCCGAGGUCAAGAGUUGGGACGAUUGGCUUCCCAUGCAGGGCGACCUCACACCGCGCCUGCAUGCCGUCAUAUCGGGGAAAAACAUGGCAGACCUGUGGAAGAAUGCCAGCAGGCCACGCCCGGAGGACUCCGACCUGCAAGAGUCCGUGUGGCGCAUUCAGAGCGAGUUCCUCUCCCGUGUCCUCACUGUUGGUAUGGCCCUGCAGCACUUUGGCUUGGACCCGUAUGCCAGACCCCUCACCAUCCAUCUGGCAGGGGCCUCGCACAGCGAGACUAUGGGAGCCCGGCUGACGGACUAUGACGAGCUGAACCGCAUGUUCCCUAGCCACCAGGGCCUGGAGGUGGUGAUGGUGGGACCAGAGGUGGUGGAGGGCCCCAUCAUGAGGCCUCCUCUCAGAGCCUUUGGCCCAAAGACGAGGGUCUACAUUAGCGCCUACAAGGGCCUCUACCACCAGUUCUGGGAGGAGCUGGUGGAGACGGGGGAGGCAGCGAAGCCGGAUCUGGUGGUCGGCUUUCAUCCCGGUUUCCAUGCCAACCAGGGUCUGGUAGAAGGCUGGCUCCCCACCUUGCUGUUACUCAGAGACUAUGAUGUCCCAACCUUCUUCACCAUGUUCAAUGAGUCUGAGCUUAGUUACUCGCUGCAGAUCCUUCAGGAACUGGAGAUGCACAUCCGGGGCAGCGGACCGAACCCGUUCAGCUCCCACAAACCAGAACAGGUCCAGGCUUGCCCCAACAAAACCCCCGUCUACUGCAGCUCCCACUACCUCUGCUUCCAGGGCCUGCUGCCCACACAGGAGUUGGAGGAAGCCCUUUAGGAUUUUUAGAGGAGCUUUAAAAGCAAAAAAAAGGGCCACGAGAAAGAAAUUCAAAGCA